Molecule: messenger RNA, 309 nt
Organism: Dentiscutata heterogama
Lineage: Eukaryota; Fungi; Glomeromycota; Glomeromycetes; Diversisporales; Gigasporaceae
Source: the annotation of a GenBank genome assembly
AAUACUACAAUGUUUCAGAUAUUUAUAUUGAAGAAGCUAUGUCGUACAGGGAACGGGCAUUAAAUUGUUGGAAACUCUGUGCUUCUCUAGUUGAACGCGUUGAUGGUGAAACGCAGGUUUUGGAAAAAGAAUUAGAACGAUUUGUAGAUGAAUGGAAUCUUCCAUUUGACGUUUCUAACGCGAUAUUACUAACACGCGGUGAUAUUGCUUUGUCGCAUGGACAAUUGAGAGAGGCGAACGCAUUCUAUCAUGAAAUAUGUUCUCGAAGUUCAGGUGCCUGGAACAAACAUCGCAAAAAGGAAAAAUAUC